AUGGAAUCCUUCUACCCCGAGGAAGAAUGGUUGAGAAUAUAUACUGACGGUUCUAAAAUGAGUGAUUGUGUUUACUGUGAACUUUUCUGCCUGUAUACUCUCAUCGGCAUUUAUAGAUCGGCUUUCGAUGGCGAGAUUGCGGCCAUUUACCAGGCCCUGUCACAACUUCGGCCGCUUUUAGACUCCUUCUCAAAAGUUGUAAUAUUAUCUGACUCAAAGGCUGCACUUGAAGCAAUACUUGCUCCAAGUCGCUCUCGAACUUUGACCAUCGAUAAUUGCUCAAAUCUUCUCAAGUGGUUUGCCAGUAAUAAUAAGAUAGUGGUUCUCCAGUGGAUUACGGCCCACUGUGGAAAUCAGCGAAACGAGGCUGCCGAUCUCUUGGCAAAAAAGGGAGCCUCUGUCCUACAGAGAUCUAAUUCCAGACUCCCUUUCUAUAAUAUCGAAAGUCUCGUAAAGAACAUCUUCAGGGCCUCUUUUCACGAGCAACUCAAAAAUCGUAAUUCCAAUAUACCAGAUUCUCAAUGUCCCUCAGUGGCCUAG
Parasteatoda tepidariorum (common house spider) is the source of this 540-nucleotide messenger RNA. RefSeq lists its product as uncharacterized. The record is from RefSeq and is a predicted model, not a curated record. NCBI's taxonomy places the organism in Eukaryota, Metazoa, Arthropoda, Arachnida, Araneae, Theridiidae. Gene Ontology annotation, molecular function: nucleic acid binding; RNA-DNA hybrid ribonuclease activity.